AUGGAAACAGAACAGGAGAACCACACCAACUCUGCGGGAUUCAUUCUCCUGGGUUUCUCCACCUCACCAGAGUUCAGGGGGCUUCUCUUCCCCUUCUUCCUCUGCAUGUACCUGGUUAUCUUACUGGGGAACCUCUUGAUCAUGCUGCUGAUCUUCUUCAAUAGUCACCUUUUUCAUGCCCCCAUGUAUUUCUUCCUCAGUCAUCUAUCAUUGGCUGACCUGGGAUUUAGUUCCAAUGCUGUACCCAAGAUGUUGCAAAUCUUGGUUUCCCAGAAAAACACCAUAUCCUAUAGCGGAUGCCUCAGUCAAAUGUAUUUCUUUGUGGUCUUUUGUACCAGUGAUAACUUUCUCCUUGCCUCCAUGGCAUAUGACCGCUAUGUGGCUAUCUGCCGACCACUUCAUUAUUCUAUAAUCAUGAGCUACAAGCAUUGCCUGAUCUUAGCUGCUGGAUCUUGGGUCCUCUCUUUUUCCCAAGGUCUAUUAUAUGUAUUUACAAUAGCUAAUUUUUCUUUCUGUGGCUCCCGGGAGAUCCCCCAUUUCUUCUGUGACCUCCAUCCUUUGCUCAAACUUUCCUGCUCAGAUACCUCUUCUGCUGAGACAUUGCUCAUGAUUGAAGGGACUGCAACCAUGCUUGGGCCCCUUAUGCUCAUCCUUCUCUCCUACACAUUGAUUAUGUUGAAGGUGUUGAAAGUUCCUUCAGCUUCUGGGAAGUACAAAGCCUUCUCCACGUGCACUGCGCACAUCACCACUGUUGCCUUGUUCUAUGGGACUCUGAUUAGCACCUACAUCCGCCCGUCCUCCACUUAUUCUGGUUCUAGGCUGAGAGCGGCUUCAAUAUUCUACACUGUGGUGAUCCCCAUGCUCAAUCCUUUCAUAUACAGCCUGAGGAACAGUGGGAUUCAUGAGGCCAUGAGGAAAUUACUACGGAUGUGGGUGCAGAAGAGAGAAAUCAGAGCAGAACUGAGAGUGCCUCAGAAGAAACCUGGAGCCACUUUGGAAAACAAUGGCUGCUAG
Thamnophis elegans (Western terrestrial garter snake) is the source of this 1014-nucleotide messenger RNA. RefSeq names its product olfactory receptor 1L4-like. Bases 1 to 1014 code for a protein of 337 amino acids. The transcript has a single exon. Gene Ontology annotation, molecular function: olfactory receptor activity; G protein-coupled receptor activity. The record is from RefSeq and is a predicted model, not a curated record. NCBI's taxonomy places the organism in Eukaryota, Metazoa, Chordata, Lepidosauria, Squamata, Natricidae. Gene Ontology annotation, biological process: G protein-coupled receptor signaling pathway. Gene Ontology annotation, cellular component: membrane.